GAUGUAGGGAUCGAUAUUAUUAACGUGUAAUUUUGCUCUGAUAUAUCGGAAAGUACUAAUGUUAUUCUGAGUAAGGAUAAUAAUAUGUUGAAUCGAUGCAGCCUGAAAGCUACUUCCCUCUCCUCGAUGGUAAGUUUCAGCCGCAGGUAAGUCCAAGCUACGCACGAAGUAGCACUAUAGGUGCACUCAGACCAGCAUGAACGUUUACUAUUUUAAAACUAACGAAUAACGUAGAUCUUUGCAAUGAACAAUGUUUCUAAAUUCUCACAGACCGAAAAAGUUUUAUCAAAAUGCUCGCAUCAGUGAUUUAUGGUUUGCAAAAUGCGUUUAUUAUUAUUUUAAAACUGUUGGUCUUGCCACAGUAAGCUUACGCUUGAAAUCCGUCAAGAAGAAUAAAAAAAAUUCGUCUUCGUUGUGUACUUCUUCGAAGCUUGGCAUACUGAUCAAUGUAGUUUUGUCUCUUAUAGUAAUCGCUAUAUUUUCCUAUACCACAAUUGUAAUUGCUGAAGGAACAUUUAAAAAUUCGCUCAAAUUUGAUCGAGCCAUCGGUGUGAUUCGCAUAAUUUUGGGAAGUAGCGCAGCCUUGAUUAUUCUAAUCACGUUUUCCUGUAAGCAAGGAUCAAUCACGGAGAUUGCAAAUAAUAUGCAGACAAUUUUUUCAGUUUUGUCAGCUAACUUUAAAACGAAAAUUGGAAAUACAAACGAGUCUUUCUCGAUUUUUCGAGAAACAGGAGGCGUUUUUUUUGUUAACAUUAUUGCAUGGUUACUUCUUUUUGUUACGGUCCCCACGACCAACUGGAAGGUCUUUGCUGUAACUCCUUAUGUCCCGGAGGUAAUAAUGACGUCUAUGCUGGUACAGUAUAAUAUGGUAUUGAAUUUAGUUAAGCGUCUCAUGGAGGUAGUUAAUGCUAAUCUCCUUUAUACAUCUCAAUAUGAUGAUAAAUAUGAAGAUAAUCAGAUCACCAUGAUCAAAAACGAUAGAAAUGAAAAUUCGUUUAAAAGAAAAAUUAUUAAGUUUACUCAAUUAAGAGAUUCGCACUACAUGCUUUGCGACAUCUCCGAAGAUUUGGAAAAGUUUUAUUCUCGAUUGGUCUUGCUUUGUAUUACUUACAUUUUUGGGUCAUUGAUUUUAUGCUCUUACUUUAACACAAAAGAAGUAUUGAAACAAGGAGUGGAGUUCUUGACAUUGAGAGCUACAUUAUUCUUUGGUGUGACGGUAAUUCAUUACAUCAUGCCUUUGGUAAACUUGACCAGAUCCACCAGUGCGGUUAUUGCUGAGAGCAAAAGAACUGUCAAAAUUGUGAAUAGAUGGUCUGGAAAUUUCCAUAAUCAGCCAGAAAUCGCAAUGUUCAACCAAUUUCCAAAUUACUUAGACCAGCCAAAUUUGGAAUUCACUGCAGAUUGCUGCUUCAAUCACAACAUAUUUGAUGAUACUAUUACAAGUCCAAGAUACUUCACCCAACUGAAGAAGUCCUAUCCCGAAGUUUACUUGGCGCAUUAUGUGAAAGCGGUCUCGUCAUCCGAGUCUAAAUAAGCCACUUUUAUAAUCGCGAUACAUUAUGCUGAUUGCCUAAGUUGUUAAAACUUCAAUAUUCAUUAUUUCAUUUUCAUUCUGUUCACAAAUCGGACACGUUGAAGCGCGAACGAUAUUUGUGUACGCUGUUUGCUUAUAUUGUAAAAUU
This is a messenger RNA of Nasonia vitripennis (jewel wasp), 1682 nucleotides long. It is a transcript of the gene Gr28, whose product is annotated as gustatory receptor 28. Gene Ontology annotation, cellular component: membrane; axon; neuronal cell body. Gene Ontology annotation, biological process: sensory perception of taste. The coding region runs from base 251 to 1534 and encodes 427 amino acids. The transcript is spliced from 5 exons. The record is from RefSeq and is a predicted model, not a curated record. Lineage: Eukaryota; Metazoa; Arthropoda; Insecta; Hymenoptera; Pteromalidae.